Symbiodinium sp. CCMP2592 is the source of this 510-nucleotide messenger RNA. The record is from the annotation of a GenBank genome assembly. NCBI's taxonomy places the organism in Eukaryota, Dinophyceae, Suessiales, Symbiodiniaceae.
AUGCUAGCAGCGCCGUCGACGCCGGCUUUAGCAGUAACCGCAUUGAACAACCUCCAGGACGUUGUCACAGCAGACUCCUUCCUAUCGCUGGAGCUCGCCAUCGAACAGGAAAAGAAGGCACAGCGAGCCCUGACCAUCGCUGAGAAGGUGCUCCUUCUGGCAAAGAACGAGCGCGACGCAUGCAAGACGAGAAAGCUGAUGGCGACCCAGGACGUCAUCGAAGCUCGGACCACUGAAAAGGAGAAGACCCGCAUCGCCAAGAAGAAGAGGGAAGAGAAGAUGCAAGACGAGCGACCCGGCACCAAGACAACGACCAGGACAAGCAAGAGGCAACGCGCGACAUCAAAGCCGAAGGCACGUCAGCAUCAUCGACACAAAAAGACCAGAUCCGCAGCAGAAAACUCGGCAGAACGGGAGGAUGAACCAGAUGCAGAGAGCACAGAGCGCCCCGACGCCGCACCGCAGCUGGAGAAGAAUGGCGAUCGCACCGGCGAAGACCACGCCGGCUAG